Choloepus didactylus (southern two-toed sloth) is the source of this 10280-nucleotide messenger RNA. RefSeq names its product serine/threonine-protein kinase WNK3-like. NCBI's taxonomy places the organism in Eukaryota, Metazoa, Chordata, Mammalia, Pilosa, Megalonychidae. Gene Ontology annotation, molecular function: protein serine/threonine kinase activity; potassium channel inhibitor activity; chloride channel inhibitor activity. Gene Ontology annotation, biological process: monoatomic ion homeostasis; intracellular signal transduction; positive regulation of potassium ion import across plasma membrane. The record is from RefSeq and is a predicted model, not a curated record. Gene Ontology annotation, cellular component: cytosol; cytoplasm.
AUGGUCAAAUACGCGUGCGCCUUCACAGUUCCCAGGCGAGCGCGAGCUCUGGGCUUGGACCCCGCUACCCUGACCCCGCCCGCUCUUUACCUACCAGCGGUGGCUGGUCCGGUGGGCUCGUGGGGGAGUCGCUUGCGCGCGCACGCGCAUACGACGUGGAGUGGUUGCGGAGACCUGGAGAAGGGGAGUAAGAAGCAUCGGAAGAGAAGAGCCUCUCAUCUGGUGAGGGUCCCGGGACAGUUUGGAGGGUGCGAGAGGAGAAGGUCGGGGGGCGUGUCUGAGAUUGGGCUGAAAGAUGAAUGGGCCAGAGAUGAAUGGAGGGAGGCAGCGGCGGCCAAGAGUCUGUUCGGAAUAAGAGCCCUAGUAGGGGGCGGCUUGACCCAAGCUGGAUUAUUCCAGUCACCAAGGGUCUCGGGUCUUCAGGUUUGUCGGAGCUGGUGUCUGAGUGAUCGAACAGGCGGAGUUGAAAAUAAAGAGGGGGAAAGUGGGGAAGGGCAGGUCAAGUCUGGAUUCUUCCAUGAAAGUGAUUCCAAAGCUGUUGCUAAGUCCAUUAGAGACUGGGUGAACCUGAUAAAGAAAACAAGGGAGAAGAAGCCAGUUAGCUGUUUGGAAGAACUCAGGAAUUCCCACUGCAAGUCUGUGGAGAAUGUGUUCCCUCAGCAUCAGAAUACAACUUUGCCCCCUGCUCUUCCUGCUCAGCAAACAGGAUCCGAAUGUGAAGAAACUGAAGUUGAUCAACAUGUUCGACAACAGCUUCUACAAGGAAAACCGCAGCAGCACUGCUCCUCUGUUACAGGUGACUGUUUGCCUGAGGCAGGAGCUGAAUCAGUUAUACAUUCAGAUACUUCAAGUCAGCCCAGUAUAGUUUAUUCCUCAGACAAGACAAUGGGCUUUCAAAUUGUUCCUAACAUCCCACAGGCCGAAAUAAAUGUUCCAGGACAAGUUUAUCCAUCUCAGCAACUAGUAGGACAUUACCAGCAAAUCUCAGGGUUGCAGAAGCAGUCAAAGGUGAAUCAGCCCCCACUUUUGCCUUUAGUUCAAGGUCAGUCUGCUGUUUUGCCUGUACAUGUCCUUGGACCUCCAGUUGUUUCACAACCCCAGGUUUCCCCAGCAAUUGUACAGAAGUUUUCACAAAUAAAGACAAGACAUAUUUUAGAGCAAUCCCAUCAGUUGUCCACUCAAGAAGGUCGCAUAAAUCAACAGCAGUCUUUAUAUAGCCGGCAUGCUGUUCUCCAGCAGCAGGUACCUCAUUCACAGGCACCUAACCAAGUUCAGCCAUUACCAGGUAUUCCAAAGACCAUUACAAACAUGGUCCAGAUUAUGCCUCGUUUGCAAGAACAGUUGCAACCAGUGGCAGUGGAACAGCAAUAUGUAAUACAGCCUUUAGAGCAGCCUCAGGUGUGUCAGGCAUUAGAUGACAGUCAAACAUUCCCCCUACAGAAAAACCUAGCACAGCAUCGGCCAGCAUACAUUCAGCAGCAGUCUGCUGUCCAGCCACAGUGGCAGCCAUCUUCUAGCUUAACACCUGUUUCUGUGUCAUCAGAACCACAAUUACAGCAACAGACCCUCUAUCAAAGCUCUGGGAUAGCCCUUCUAAAUCAAGCAUCUUCUGUUCAUCUGCUGAUGCUUAGUAUUUCAGUACAGGCUUCCACUGCCUUUCAGAGCAUUUCUGUGUUACAGUUACAGCAGCAUUUACAAGGCCAAGAAGUUCCAAAGCAGGUGGUGCCUGUCAGCCAGACCUGUGUAAGGAGCGGAAAUGGCAAAAAGGAUCGGAUCAAACAGAGACGCGCUUCCUGUCCCCGACCAGAGAGGGCUAAAUUUCAGCUUGCUGUACUGCAGGUGUCAACCUCUGGAGACAACAUGGUAGUAUGUCAGCUGGAGACACACAACAACAAGAUGGUCACAUUCAAGUUCGAUGUUGAUGGCGACGCUCCAGAUGAUAUUGCAGACUAUUAUGUUGAAGAUAACUUUGUGCUGGAAAGUGAAAAGGAAAAAUUUAUAGAAGAAUUGAGGGCUGUUGUUGGGCAAGCUCAGGAGAUCCUUCAUGUCCACUCUGCUGGAGAAAGAGCCACUGGAGUUGACUCCAUUAUUGUGGAAUCCAACAGUAGCCAAACAGGAUCAUCUGAACAAGUACAGAUAAAUUCUGCAACCACCUCAAACCAGCAACUAUCUUUCAGGGUGGGAGGCUCCUUCUCUAAAUUACAUGUAUCUCUGGUGCUGUUGGAAUAUGGAGAUACAGGCAAAUUGAUGAAUCUGUUCCUCAUCAUCCCAGUUGGUCUUUGGCGAUUCUGUAUCAAUCAGAUAAGAAAUCGCGAGACUCAGUCUCCUUCUUCUCUAAGCAUGUCCUUGUCUACAGUUCCUGGGCUACAUCCACUUUCUAGUCCAAGAAAUGCAAGUAAUAAGGAAAUACCACAUGACACACCACUCACUAUAGAAAGUAAUCCAUGUCAACGUUCACUUUUGACCUCUAAAUCAGAAUACAAGGAUUUAGUUGAUGAUAAGAUUUCUGAAUACGCUAGUGUAGAAACUGAACAGCCAGCUAUACUUUAUCAAGUGGAAGAUGACAGACAGAUAAUGGCACCAGUUACUAGUAGUUCCAGUUGUAUUGCUACUUCAGUUCAUGCAUUUCCAGUUGAAUGUGAGGGACUCACCAAUCAAGCAGGCAUACCUGUGCAUCCGUAUCACCAAGCUGCCAGUCAGGCUGAUGUACUUAUGGUUCAUCCUGGCGAGUCAAUUGAGAUUUCUGGUAACUCUCUUACAACUCUGGCAUUUAUGUCUGACCAAAAGCCUCAAUCCUUAUCAGUGCAGCAGCCAACUAUGGAUGCAGAGUUUAUAUCACAAGAAGGAGAAACAACAGUGAACACUGAAGCAAGUCCUCCCAAGACAGCCAUUCCCCCUCAGACCCCAAGCCUGGAACCAGCUACCCUUGUACACACCACUAUCCUGGAAUCAGAUGGGGAAAGACCUCCAAAACUGGAAUUUGCAGAUAACCGAAUUAAAACUCUGAAUGAAAAAUUAAGAAACUUGCUCUAUCAGAAGCAUAGCAUAUCUAGCAUCUAUCCUGAGAGUCGGAAGGAUACCCAGAACAUAGACUCUCCAUUUUCUUCCUCUGCUGAAGAUACAUUCUCCUGCCCAGUUCCAGAAGUCAUAGCUACCAGUCACUGUGGAAUUCAAGAUAGUCCUACACAAUCCCCUAAUUUUCAGCAGACAGGCUCUACGAUUCUGUCCAAUGUGGCUGAGAGUCAGCCUGCUAACAUAUCAGUGUUCAAAAGGGACCUGAAUGUGAUAACUUCUGUACCCAGUGAACUCUGUUUGCAUGAGAUGUCCCCAGAUGCUUCACUUCCAGGGGAUCCAGAGAUCUAUCCUGCUGCUGUGUCAAGCGGUGGAGCCAUUCAUCUGCAGACAGGAGAUGGAUAUUUUGGCCUAAGCUUUACUUGUCCUAGUCUCAAAAAUCCUAUUAGCAAGAAAUCCUGGACUCGCAAAUUAAAAAGCUGGGCGUACAGGCUACGGCAGUCAACCAGCUUUUUCAAGAGAUCAAAAGUCCGUCAAGUGGAAGGAGAAGACAUGAGAUGAGCAGUUGCUUCUGAUCCCAUUCCUCUGACAUGCGAGUCUACAGCUGAUACUAGGGCUUUAAGUAGACAUAAAGUGAUGAGUGGAUCAUUUCAGCGGGGUCGGUUUCAGGUGAUUACAGUUCCUCAGCAGCAAUCAGUGAAAGUGACGUCUUUUGGAAUAGAACACAUACCAGCUUCCAAACACAUUACAAGCCAUUCUAGUGAAGAAACUGUAGUUUUUACUGAAACAGCAAAGUCUCAGUUGGUAGAAAUGGAACCUGCCAUGCACAAUCCACAGACUUCAUUUUCUUCCCAGAAGUUACGAGCUCUUCCUAAGACCUUUAAAAAAGAUAAAGGAAUUCCCAAACAAAGUGACAAAUCCUUAUGUUUCAGCACAGCUUGUGAGGCCAAUGUAUCUUUGAUUACUCCAGAAAAGGAACUGGAAGAAACUUCAGCCACAGGAAGCAGUAGCCUGCAGUCUGGAUCUGAGCUGUUGCUUAAAGAGAGAGAGAUACUGACUGUUGAAAAACAGCCUUGCUCUGAUAGUGAAUUUUCAACCCUUCUUGCUGGCAAUGGAAAGUCAGCGGCAAAGACUGGUCCAAAGAGUGGUCAGUGUUUACCACUCCAUGAAGAACAAGCUUAUGUUCAAACACAGAGCUCACUCUUAUAUUCACCUUCUUCCCCAAUGGGCAGUGAUGAUGAGUCAGAAAUAGAGGAUGAGGACUUGAAGGUGGAGCUUCAAAGGUUACGAGAAAAACACAUUCAGGAGGUGGUAAAUCUUCAAACCCAGCAGAAUAAGGAGCUGCAGGAGCUCUAUGAACGCCUUCGGUUAGUUAAAGACAGCAAAAAUCAAUCAUCAGAGAUUCCUCCGCCACCUACAUCACCACAUCGACCAAGAUCUUUCAAAAGCAAACUUCGUAGCCUUCCCCAGUCCUUGACACAUGGAGACAGUGACUUAGUUGCUACAGGUAAAUCAUGCUCACGGAACUUUCUCCAGAAUCCUCCAUGUGUGGAGACUAAUGCAGCAUCAUGCCAGCAAUCUCCAGCUAGUAAAAAAGGGAUGUUCACAGAUGACUUACACAAGCUAGUGGACAACUGGACAAAGGAAACAGUGGGAAAUUCUCUUGUUAAACCAAGUUUAAACCAACUUAAACAGAGCCAACACAAAUUAGAGACAGAAAACUGGAACAAAAUAUAUAAAAAUACUCCAUCUACUAUGGGCUACACAUCAACAUGGAUUUCUUCUCUGUCCCAAAUCCGUGGAGCUGUCACAACUUCUUUGCCACAAGGACUCUCACUCCCUUCAUUUCCUGGGCCAUUAUCAUCAUAUGGAAUGCCCAGUGUUUGUCAGUAUAAUGCUUUGGGGGGGACAGGGUAUCCAGUACAGUGGGUAGGAAUUCCAGGAACAACACAACAGUCUGUAGUAAUCCCUACCCAAUCUGUAGGACCAUUCCAGCCGGGGAUGAAUUUGCAGGCAUUUACCACUUCAACAGUACAGAAUCCAGCAAUGAUCCCUCCCGGUCCCAAAUGAAUCAGAGUAGAUGGUGAAAAUAAAGGGAUAUUUUUUCAGAAUUAUUUUCAGAAUACCUAAGAUAUUAAAGUUUCUUCUUGGGUUCUGCCAUAAAUUCUCUCAUUUGAGUUUACUUUCAACUUUAAUUUUUAUUGUUGUUGUUCCAGUGUGGUAUUUGAUACAGUUCAUCAUUCUGUAGAAAUGUGCAGUUUGUACAUAGAACACUGCGCACAAGAAUGAUUUUUCACUUCAAAUCCCAUCCUCUUUGAUACUUGAUUUUUUAAAACUACUGUUCAGAAUGCUUUAAUAAGCUUGGCUUAAACAUUACCAUUUCCAGGACACUUUCCAUGCAUUGCUAAGAAGCCCCCAUUUUUUACUGCUGCUCUCUGAAGCUAGAUAAUACUGCUCUUUAAAAUGUAUAAAAUUAUUUAAAUUUAUUCUCCCCAAACGUGGAAGAAGUGAGACUACAACAUUUGGAGUCUUAAGGGAUUAUUCAUGUGUUUAUCUUAGGUUUACCUUUCACAACAGCAGAGUAACUUGCUGCAGGAAACAUUUUGGUAUAUAAAAUUAGAAUAACGUUGUCACCCAAUACAAAACAUGAGCCCUUUUUAAUGUGAUUUUCCUUCUGGUCGUCACAGCGGUGGAAGUGAAUGAAACCUUGUUUGGGGCGAGGUGGAAGGAAAGGGGAAAAACAGAGUACUGAAGCAGUUCCUUGAUUCUGUAGUAACGGUAGCUGCUUUAGGAUUUUGGUAGUAGUUAAAGCCUCUCUGAGGACAAAGCAGCUAUCUCCUUGUUUUUCAAAUGUACACUACAUUGUUUUUGAGCAUCUGAGAGGCACUGGUUUGACUUGCAUUCUUUUGCAUGAAAUAUAUUGCAGCUCAUAUGAUUCUCAUUUUGGGGGAAUCACUAUAUUCCUAACAAAGGAGAUUCAAGUUUCAGCUCUGUUGAUCCAUUCUUCUGAAGUGAAAUUUACUUGAUAUGAUAGUUUUUGAGGCUUAUACAUGAAAUACUGGCUUUACAGGGUUUAAGAGAUGUGAGGUAUACACUGUCCUGCAGUAAGAUAAUAGACCCUUGAAGGAUACUAUUUAAAUUGUCCUAAGCUUCUUUUGGAUUACCAUUUUUUUAGUUGUUAUAAUUUCUUGUUACUAUCUAUAGAUCUUAGAUGAUUUUAGAUCUUAGAUGAUUUUGGCAGCCUCUUUAGAAUCUGAGAGAGAUCACUGUCAAGUUGCACUUUACUGGGUUUUAUCCAGUUUGGGGAGGAGGAGAGGCAAUGUCAAAAUGUACACUUUUGAUUUUCAACAAGAUUAAAUAUAAUAAUCUUAAAAGGCUGGCCACAGGGUUAUCUAAUGUUCAGUCUGUUAUACCCAAAUAGAAUUCUUAAACAGAAUUCUUAAAUGGUGUUUAUCGACUACCAAGUAUACAUGUUUAAGCUACUUACUUUCUACUCUGAAGAUUUCAAGGUCAUUUCUAGUACACAUUUACCUAAUUAGGAGUUGUGUCUACUGGUAAACAUUCCAAAUCGUCAUCCAACAUUUCUGUUAACACAUUUUCCUUCAUAUUUCUAUAAAAAUUGUACCCCAUGGGCUUGCCAGGUAAUAAGGAAAACAUAAUGGGUGUACUUUUUUUUAUUUCGCACAGUCUACUUUGUGACAUUAAGUACCCUUUAUCUUAUAUUGCUUACCUGAUGAUCACACCCACAAUCAUGAUGAUUCUGUUGCUAUCAUUUGGGGCAACUAGGGCAGCAUUUUGAGACUGGCUGUUGAUAAAAGCCACAGUUUCUUUUCAUAACAUAUACUGUUUUAGAUGAGUGUUUCCAAAUCUUAUGUACAAAUUCCUUAAAUUUCUUCUUCAGUAUUGGUUUUCAAGUUAAAGUGACUUUAGGGCAUUAGUGUAGUGGCAGAUGCUUGCAUUGCAGUGUUUUCCAUGUGUAUAAAAAUGCUCCUAAAAUCCAUAACUCUUUAAAAACUGCUUGUGUUUCAUUAUAAGAGUUGACUUUGUGUAAUUUUAUUAGACAUACGGCCUAUAAAGUGGAAAUACUGCAGGUUUUAAGACUCCUUAUCUAGUCACAAUCUUUUUAACCAGUGUACCCCAGGAUGAAAAAACCUCCAUGGGAAACAUGCCCAAUUACAUUUAUUAAUGGCUGUUCUACAUCAUCUGUCCUGCAUUUUGUCACCAUUUCUGUUUUAUGUAUAAUUCAUCAUUCUUGUUUGCCUGCAGACUUUUGCAGUGCCUUGUGAUAUUUAGAAUCUUUUCAGGUUUUUUCUGGAAAGAAAAAUAGUCUUCCAAAAUUUGAAGAUGGUGAAUAGUAUAAUACUGUCUUCAUGGUGACUGCAGUAGUUGGGUUAACGUAUAUGUUAUGUAUACAAUAUGUAUAUAUAAUGUGUGUGUAAGUUUAAAAAUACAAAAAAAAGUGAAUCUGUGCAGAAAUGAGGAAAACAGUGUUAUUCACAUAACUAAGAUUUUGUUUAAAUUAUUUUUUCCCAUUACUGAAAUGGUGGAUUCAGAUUAUAGUCACUUUGACUGUAAAUAUGGUUAGUUUUCUAUCUAGGGGUUUUGCAUAAUUUCAUAAUUUUGCUAAAUCUUAUAGUAGGGCUAUUUUCAUCCUUGCUGAGGUACGUGGAACUUUUUCUCCCCAGAAAUAAUUGACUCAAGGUAAAGCUCAGAAAUUCCCUUCUUACUUAACAAAGAGCCUACUAUGUAAAAAAGGGCCUUCUACCCAUUUCCAAAAAACACACAAACCUGUCCUUUUCAUUUUCUUUCUUAUAGAAGAUAAAAAAGGUUGAACUUAACCAUCCUGCUUGUAAACUUUAUUUGAGGGGUAGUCUCUAUGUCCAAACACCAUGUUUACUUCUCAAAGUGCAAGACUGAUGAAUAGUACUGUAUCUCCAUAUGUGGCAAUGUGAGCAUUUCAUCAUGAAGUACCUGCUGCUAUGUCUGUGAAGUUGGAUGUAACAUCAUAAGAGUAUGAAACCAGUAUUGGUGUAAAUCUAAUGAAAAUAACCCUAUGUAUAUUUGUAGCAGUCUUGAAUCUCUAUUUAAGGUAAUUUGCUGUAAUAUAACAAAUAUCCAUUCUGUUGUUCAUCCCUUCCUUGCCAAUUUUAUAUCAAGCAUGAAUUCUAAUUAUCUGUGAAAGUUUAAAAGGCACUUUUCUACUGUGAUUUUUUGACUGAGUGUGGAGUGUUACAUACAGUAUGAUGGGAUGUAUCAUUUUAGAACCCCAGAUUUAAUUCCAGUUCACUUAGUUUUGUUUAUCUACCUCGUUUUCAGUGCUGUUUUGGGGUGCACAAACUGCCUGUGAAACUUGCUUUUUUGCCUUGAUCUCAGUAUUUUUUCAGGUAUAAACCUGGCCUGCCUCCUUGUCCUAGUGCUAAGUAUGAGUUUGAGACAAGAGGGAUCAUCACUCUGCCACCAAUCUAUGUUUAAGUGGCCAGAGCCAUGUGCCUCUGUGAAAUAAGCUUUGGGGAUUUAGGGAUAGGGAGCAGAGAACAUAAAUCUAGCUGGUGGCAAUAUGGGACUUAGUUGUAGGAGUUAGUUAUAAAAUAAAUAAAUGGUAAGAAAGCACCUAAUUAGACAGUCCAGUGCCUGUAACUUUGCAUUUUUAUUAGGGAUGGAUUUUUUUUGUCUAUGUGCCUAAAGGGCUAUCUAUGGGUUGAAAUUGCUUUAACUACCACAGUGAAAUAUUUGACAAAUUUUACAGCAAUGGCUUGUCAUUCAAAAUAUUAGUAUACUGGUAGGCAUAUUUGCAGUGAUAUUUUGUUUCCUUAAAAUGUCUGUAUGCUUCUAGCUGAAUUGUACUUGGUGGCAAGAGUUUUAUGUAACUGCUUAUUCAAUCUCUAAAGUUUAAGGAGGCAUUGACUUUCUUUGCUGUCUUUUCUCCAUGAUUAAAAUGAUACAUUCCUGGUUUUUUUCCCGAAAAGUCAGAAAAUGUUUGUAAACUAGCUGUUCCUUGUUUCACAUGUUUACUUUGUAACAUUAAAGCAUAUUUACUGUUAGUAAAUACUGUAUUUCAGUCAUCAUCCAUAAGUACAUUCCUGAGGUAUAUUUGCCAUAAGUUUGGGACUCAGUUAUUUAAUCUUCUAUUUGGUUCAGAAAAACUUUCAGAUAUCCGAGGUGGUGUGCAGGCCAUUUUUUUAGAAUAAAUUGUUCAUUAUUUUUGAAUAUUUAGUUUAUUGGAGACUUGUCCCCCCCCCCCUUUGUUUAGAAGAUGAGCCAGAAAAUGGAGAGGAGUGUACAAAAGGCCAUUGAUUGGAAAAAUGUAAUUUCAAGAAUUGAAAUAUAUUUUAAAAGCCAAUCCAGACUGUAAAAUGGUGACACUCAGACUUGGUAAAAAACCCUUGAAGUGGGAUUAAUAUGAAAUUUUUAUGGAACCAAAUACUUUAUGCCACCCUGGAAAUAGUCGUUGUAUGUGAUGGAUGAACAGAAACAUUAGUAAGGGACUUUGACCAAUGUAGGAAGGAGAUAGUAACUAGGUUGCACUAAAGUUAUUUCCAACUGAGAUAGGUGGAAGAGUAUAUAAACUAGCAGCUCCCAUUCUGGAAAGUUUUCUUUUAAUUAAAAAAAAUCCUCAAACAAAAAGGCUAAAAGUCAAGCAAGAAGGGAAAGGAGAAACUGGGCUCUGAGAAAAAAACGUGCCAGUGUAAAAUAAACUCCUAAAUGUGUGCUAGUCAUCCUUCUAGUUUUUUUUUUUUAUUAGUUGCAUUUCUUUUCCACUAUAAUUUAAGGAUUGAGAUUGAGGUUUGUGGUCCAGAACAUACCCUCAGCAGAAAUAGUGACUGAUCAGAAAGUGCAGUUGUUCAAGGUCUGUCAUGCUCAAUCACUUAAAGCUGUAAUUUGUUUGAUAUGAAUAUUAGCAUGUAGACCUAGUGCAGCAUGGGAGCCACUCAGGAAGUUUGUGCAAUUAAUAAACUUUCAUGCAUAAUUUACUAUUGAGUAUGCAGAAUUUCAGCCACUACUCUACAGUUAACAUCUAGUUGUAUAUGUGAACUCUCCUUUCUUAAUUGGGGAAUGUAGCAUUAUAUAGAAUGUUGUUAAACUUAUUUUUAGUACUUUCUGACUUAACUUUCUUUUUUUGGUAAAUCAAGUGAUCUGCCUUUCAACAGUUGUCUGGUUUUGGUUCUUUGAAACUGUGAUUUUUAUUCCAUUUGUACCCAACCAUUUGUAAGUAUUUUGUUUUGUUUCCUGGAAAUUUUGUUUUGAAACAGAAAAUAAAGACUGUAUUA